Molecule: messenger RNA, 3631 nt
Organism: Strongylocentrotus purpuratus (purple sea urchin)
Lineage: Eukaryota; Metazoa; Echinodermata; Echinoidea; Camarodonta; Strongylocentrotidae
Product: stromal interaction molecule 1
Exons: 14
Coding region: 411-3098 (895 amino acids)
Biological process (GO): intracellular calcium ion homeostasis; store-operated calcium entry; activation of store-operated calcium channel activity
Cellular component (GO): endoplasmic reticulum; plasma membrane
Molecular function (GO): protein binding; calcium channel regulator activity; calcium ion binding
Source: RefSeq, a predicted model, not a curated record
CUUUUCCAAUUCCAGCUGUCAUUUCAUUCACAGUUAUGUUUGCUUAUAAGAUUGCGGCCGCGGCCUGAUUUGAGUCGCAAACCGUCGACAUUUGCCACAAUUUAUUCGGGAAUUUUAAGCAUUAGGAGAUAAUUUGGAUACAACUGUUGAUUUGUCGACAUUAUUUAUACCACGCUCACUUCAUGACUCGGGGUAUGGUAUGGUACAGCGUCUACUGCUGAAUACAAUUUUGUCUGCAAAAACGAGGUUCCUAAAGCUAAAGCUGAACGAUAUCGGUCUAGGGUAGACUUCCGGGCAGUUAAGUUACGACAAGAAUUUUCUGGAAUUCAACCUGUUAACUUUCAACUAUGUGCCUUUGUGGAUUUCAAACCAUUUGAAUAUAAUUCGAGAUCUCUGGGAGAGAAUUAAACAUGGCAUCUGUGAGCGUGAAUCGUAAGCAGAGGCUGUCGAAUCGAGCUUACCGGGAUAUCUAUGCAAUUCCUGUUUUCAUCAUGUUCGUGUGGACCACCUGUGUCUGUUUAUGCGUGGUGGGGCAGUUUCCAGUCGAUUCUACCCGCCUUACUCCCGCGUCGGGAACCGCUAAGAAAGGGGGUGGAGGCACUUCUGCUCCACUGACGGAUAGAUCUUUUGAAUACCCAGAAUGUAGCACAAAAGAUGUUGCAUGCAUUGAUGAUCAUCGGGAGAAAGACAGACUCGGCAAGGAGGGCAUAAUGUUGCUUCACAGACAGAUGGAUGACGACCAUGAUGGUGAUGUCGAACCAUCAGAAAGUGACGAGUUUUUGAGAGAUGAGCUGAAAUAUGAGGAUGACUUUGAGAGGCAUUCCCAGCUGCAUAGAAACGAUAAGGAGAUCAGUGCAGAAGAAUUAUGGAAAGGCUGGAAGUAUUCAGAAGUUUAUAACUGGACUGUAGACAAAACAGUCAAGUGGUUAGAAGAUUCAGUAGACCUACCCCAGUAUGCAGAACGCUUCCAGAACAAUGGAAUAGAAGGAUCAGCGUUACCAAGGUUAGCCGCCAAUUCCCAUCAAUUCAUGUCCACCAUUUUGGGGAUCACUGAUCCCCUCCACCGCCAGAAGAUAUCCGUCAAAGCCAUGGACGUUGUCCUGUUCGGUCCGCCAAAAGCAAUGCAUAACUACCUCAAGGACUGGUUACUGGUCAUCUCUCUGGUGGUAGCUCUGGGAGGAUGCUGGUUUGCGUUCAUCCAGCACCGUUUCUCCCAGAGCCAUGUCAAGCAGCUUCUAAGGGAGAUGGAGAGUCUGUCCAGUGCUGAGGACUCACUCAAGGAACUACAGGAAAAAUUGAAUGUCGCCCAAGAGGAUCACAAGUCUGCUGUGAGGGAGAAGCAGUCGAUUGAGAAGCAAUUAACGGAUGAGAUAGAAACGGCAAAGCAUGAGGCAAGAAGACUAGAGAGAGAAAGGAUUGGAGAUGACACGGAUGGAAAUUCAGAUUUAGCCACACAACUCAGUCUCGCUGAAGAAGAAUUGGUGCAGGUAAGAAGUGCUUUGGACGAGGCAGAGCGGAGGCUAAGCGAAGAGAUUAAUUGGUCAGCCCCCAUGACCCUUCAGCAAUGGCUACAGCUCACGUACGAGAUCGAGUACCGCUACUACGUCUCCAAACGCGUCGCCGCGGCCAAACAGCUCCAGGUGGCCAAGGAAGAGUGUGAGAAGUUAAGGAGGAAAAGGGCCUCGCUGAUUGGUUCCUUCAGGAUAGCUCACGGGACGUCGUUGGACGCGGUCGAUCAGAGGAUAGUCUCUGCAAGGACGGCUCUCCAUGAGGUGACGGCGGAACUCAAGGAGAGGACCCAUCGCUGGAAUCAGAUCGAGUCGGUUUGCCAAUUUGCCAUCAUGAACAACCCCGGAUUCCAGAUACUCAUGGCCUCUAUGGGAGGCAUCCCCAAUGGGGCUGACCUUCCAGGAGGGCAGAGUCCUGAAUUAGACGGCCCUCCACAAAUUCCUGGUUCCCUAUCCAGUGCUGGAUCUGUGAUUGGCAGCAUGGCUCAUGUGGCAGAGAACAAUCCUCCAAUGGGUCUAGAUGAAGUUGAAGAGAACAUGCCACCAAUGCCACAACAGCAGCCAUCAUAUGGGGCCAUGAAACAAGCCUUGCCUAUGCCACGCAACACCAGCCAAGAGUUCCGCCGCAUGGCUCACCAGCAGCGCUCCGGGAGUCAGCAGAGUCUAGGGUCCAUGUCGGGCUCACAGGUGAUUCACCGGACGCACUACCAGCAGCCUCCGCAGCACCAGCAAGCACAGAUAGUGCAGCAGCAGCAGCAGUUUGGAGCUGGUAGCAGCGCUGCCUCAGUAGCAGGUAGCAGCUCUGCGUCGGGAAUGGGACCGAGUGUCAACGGGAACGGCAGUGCAUCUGGCAGCAAUGGAUCCAAGUACAUCUUAGGAGGAGACAGCAGCUUUGAAAGGAUGUCAUCCCACGAGUCCUCCGGUUCGUUGCCUAGCAACGCAUCAUUUGGCAGCCAGCAUUCCAGCCAGCAGGGAGCGACGUCAUCACAUUCUCCAUCAUCAUCCUUUCCAACAUCCCCGUCACAAGGCAUGGUCACCUCUCCUCACCCUAUCACCACCACCACCACUACCUCUACUAACCCUAACACCAUCGCUGCUUCUGCCUCUAAACCUCUCAUCUCCUCACACCAUCAACCUCCUCCAUCUCUCUCUCAUGGCAUGCCUCCUCAUCGAUCAAACAGGUCAUUCUCGCACCCCUACCGCUCCUCCACGCACCCCUUGAUGCUCCUCCAGAGAAAGUCCUUCGAUUCCUCCUACCCUCUACCCUCAGCCCCACUCUCCUCCGCCAAUGCUAAUCAGCGUGUCUUGCAUGCCUCUCGUUCCGAUACCACCCUCUCCACCCUGGGGUCCCACCAGUCGCUGGUUGCGGAGGCAGGGGCUGUGGAUAUAAAACCCGCUUCCCGUGUUGUCAACUGGAAAGAUAUUACAAAGAAAAGGAGAGAACAGCUGAAAAAGAUGGGAUCGUUGUCAUCAAAAGACGAGGAUAAUGUUUCGUCCAACGAGGGCGAUCUAGCAGAGAGGUCGAAAAAGAAGUCUCGGUUACGCCUCAUACGAAAGGGCAAUAAACCAGACAAGGUUAAAACUAGUUGAUGGCUGUCCAGCACGAUAUCAAACCCAUGGGACUAUGAUGUACAUGUAUGUGUUCGACACAAUUUUCAAUACAUGGGACAGUGUUGCUUGAUCUGCAUCCAUGGAUGCUUACUGGGAAUAAACAAUGACCGCCUGAUCUCCAGUGGUUGAAAGCUGGUGUUGGAUGCCAAUGUAGAUUUGAAUGCGAGGGACUACAUGUAAAAAAUAUCAUUCUUGGCCUUGUUUGCGCAAGACGUGCGUCUUAGAUGGUAGUAAAGCCUAGCCUCCAGCCUGGACGUUUAACACUCAACAUUACUAUCAACGACCGGAAGGAGCCAAUAGAGCAAGAGACCCAAUCGCAUCGGAAUGUAUAAGAGGUCCUGUACCUGAAAUAGGAAUUGUAGGCCUCUUCAGAUCAAAUGGACCAAAAAGAAUUGUUAAUGACUUAACUAGAUACAUGUAUUAAGUAAGUUUCUAUAAAAUAGACUCGUGUGUGCGUCAUGAAUAAAAAUGCUAUUGACAUUUAAAUAAAAAAGGCAUUAGCAUCUGACCUA